CCAGAGAGAUUUCAGAACUAUCCCAUAGUACUGGGGAAAAGCAGCUUCUGUUCCGGUGAACAUUACUGGGAAAUCGAGACAAAAGAUGCAGCAGACUGGGCUAUCGGGGUGGCCACAGAAUCCAUAGAAAGGAAAGUUCGGGUUCCCGCUCAAGAUAUUGUAGGCAAGGUGUGGGCUUUACGGCUGCGCACAGCAGAAGACAUUGGUCCUGAAGGUGGGACCUUCAGUCAGAGAUUUGGAGUGUAUCUGGACUAUGACAAAGGUCAGGUCUCUUUUUAUGACGCAAAAAAUUAUUCUCACCUUCAUACCCGCAGGGCCCAAUUCAAAGAAAAA
Messenger RNA from Gekko japonicus, 333 nucleotides. Its product is annotated as E3 ubiquitin-protein ligase TRIM69-like. Lineage: Eukaryota; Metazoa; Chordata; Lepidosauria; Squamata; Gekkonidae. Gene Ontology annotation, molecular function: protein binding. The record is from RefSeq and is a predicted model, not a curated record. The annotation marks the transcript as partial. The transcript has a single exon.